CGACCAUUAUUUGGCGGGAAACAAGCGGCUAAUUCCAAAAGGCUUAAAAUUUCCUAACCCCUAUUUCUCAUGCAAUCCACUUUCUACUGCACAUGCUCCAGUUCUCUCCAGUUUUCACUUUCAUGGAGAACCCAAAAGGGUUCCUUUUCAAAAACCCAAAAAUUAGGCUUCAAAACCCUAAUUUUAUCCAAUUCACUGCGAACCCGAAUUGACUACAAGCCCGAAAAGGACUUCGAUGAUAGGAUAGAGUCCAUAAAGCCGGCAUGGCUCCCUGUGGUGAUACGGAAGUCAGGGAAGGUUUCUAGGUACUUCUGGGAUGGGAAUUGUGUGCAGUUAGUGAGUGUUGAUGGUGGUACAUCGUCGCUUAAUUUGGAUUUCAGUGAUGGGUUUCAAGAGCUUUUCAGGGUUUCUAGUUUGGUUUUUAGGAAUUUCUUUAUCCCCAAACAAGUGAGGGAGAAUUAUGUCGGGUACGUAAAGUGGAAAUUCUUGCACCGGGUUUUUAGUUCUGCUCUUCAGGUUCUUGCCACUCAGGCAGUAUUCCGGGCUAUUGGAAUUGGUUACACUCGUUCACUUGCUGGUGCAGCUGCCCUUAAGUGGGCCUUGAAGGAAGGACUUGGACGGCUAAGCAGGGGCAUCUACACUGCUAGUGCAGCAUCUGCUUUCGACACCAAUUUGAAGAGAGUUAGGUUCUCAACCUCUAUUUUGUUCAGUUUGAGCAUUGGAGUUGAGCUGCUCACACCCGUGUUUCCCCAAUACUUCUUGCUCCUUGCAUCAAUAGCCAACAUUGCAAAACACAUAAGCCUGUCAUGCUACUUGGGAACCAGUUCUGCUAUUCAUAGAAGCUUUGCAGCAGCAGAUAACCUUGGUGAAGUUUCUGCAAAGGCCCAGGUUCAAUCAUUAUGCUUUGAUAACCUUGGUCUCAUGCUUGCUGUAGCUUUGAAUAUGUUGCUCCAGAGCAAUCGAAGAUUGCAAGCAGUGCUGCCCUUCGUCAUCUACCCCCUUUUCUCAGCAGUUGAUCUUUUUGGAAUAUAUCAGGGGCUGAAGAAUGUUCAUCUGCAAACAUUAACUAAGGAUAGAGUUGAAAUCAUACUUAAUAGAUGGAUUGAGAUGGGAUAUGUACCUUCACCUGAAGAAGUGAGUAAAGAGGAAGAAAUCAAUUUUAUGUGGAGCAAAGGCAAAGAAAUGUGGCCCAUCAGAAUAGGGUCUUUGAAUCCCAAGGGUCAAAUAUCCAAAUCAUUGUUGAUGGCAAUGCAAUCUGUUAGUGAAAAGGACCAUUACUUCAUAUGCAUAGAGAUGAUAUACAAAGGAUUCAAAAGAACCAGAAAGCAAGGGAUCCUUCUUUUUCUACAUGAAGAGGCUCAGACAGAAGAUGUUAUCAUGGGAUUGUUGCAGGCUUGCUAUGUCCGCAAGGCCCUCCUUUCAAGCAGUAGGUGGGAGAGCAUGUUAAAGACAAGUGAUUCCUCAAAUUGUAUUUUCAAAGAGUGGUUUAACCUUAUUGAAGAUAGCAGGCAAUGGGCACAGCAGGAGUUUUUCCUUAUGAAUGAGCAAAUGUCAGCACUCGGUUGGACAACUAGAAACAUCUUGCUGAAUGCAGCAGAACAGGUCCGAUAUAGUUUUAGUUAUAAACAGCCAACUCCCAAAGAGGACCUUGGUGCCGCAAAGCCAUCAUCACUCCCACUAGUGAUACAUAAGUCUGGGAAGGUCUCUAGCUAUUUCUGGGAUGGGAAUCACUUGCAUUUAGAGAGUGUUGAGGGUGGUGCAUCAUCAUUUAAUUUGGAUUUCAAUGAUGGGUUUCAAGAGCUUGUCAGGGUUUUUAGCUUGGCUGUUAGAAACUUAUUUAUUCCCAAACAAGUGAGUGAGAAUUACAUUGGGUAUGUGAAGUGGAAGUUAGUGUGCCGGAUUUUUAGCUCUGCUCUUCAGGUUCUUGCCACUCAGUCAAUGAUUCGGGCUAUUGGAGUUGGUUACUCUCAUUCACUUCCUUCAGCAGCUGCCCUUAACUGGGUUUUGAAGGAGGGGCUUGGACGGUUAAGCAGGUUCAUCUAUACAUCAAGCAUGGCAUUUUCUUUUGACACCAAUUUGAAGAGAGUUAGGUUCUCAACCUCUGUUCUAUUCAGUUUGUGCAUUGGAGUUGAGCUGCUCACACCCACGUUUCCUCAGUACUUCUUGCUUCUAGCAUCAUUAGCCAAUGUUGCAAAACAAAUAAGCCUGGCAUGCUACUGGGCAACCAAUUCCCCUAUUCAUCGAAGCUUUGCUAUAGCAGAUAACCUAGGUGAAGUUUCUGCAAAGGCCCAGAUUCAAUCAGUGUGCUUUGAUACCCUUGGUCUUGCGCUUGCUGUAGCUUUGAAUAUGUUGCUCCAGAGCAAUCAGAGAUUUCAAGCAAUCCUGCCUUUCAUCAUAUACCCCCUUUUCUCAGCAAUUGAUCUUUUUGGAGCAUACCAGGGCCUCAAGCAUGUUCAUCUGCAAACAUUAACCAAGGAUAGAGUUGAAAUCAUACUUAAUAGAUGGAUGGAGAUGGGGUAUGUACCUUCACCUCAGGAGGUGAGUAAAGAGGAAGAAAUCAGUUUUAUGUGGAGCAAAGGCAAAAAACUGUGGCCCAUCAGAAUAGGGUGUGUGAAUCCCAAGGGUCAAACAUUCAAGUUACUAGAGAUGACAUUGCAGUCUGUUGGCGAUAAGGACCAGUACCUUGUAUGCGUGGAGAUGAUCCACAAAGGAUUCACAACUACUGGACAGCAAGGGAUCCUACUUUUUCUACGUGAAGGCGCUCAGACAGCAGAUGUUAUAAUGGGAUUGUUGCAGGCUUGCUAUGUCCGCAAGGCCCUCCUUUCAAGCAGUAGGUGGGAGAGCCUGUUCAAGACAAGUGAUCACUCAGAACUGAUUUUCAAUGAGUGGUUUAAGCUGAUUGAGGAUAGCCGGCAAUGGGCGCAACAGGAGUUUUAUCCUUUGAAUGAACAAAUGUCUGCACUAGGUUGGGCAGUUAGAAACAUAUUGCUCAAUGCGGAGGAGCAGAUCCGAUACAGUCAUGUAGACGACUGACAUGUCACACAUCUCUUCCAUGGUCAAGGCUGCUCUCCUUCUGCCCAUAGGAGAGUUUUUGGGGUUUUUCUUCUGUCAGAUUCUUUUACCUGUCUUCAGGUUAUGAGUUCAGCUACCAACAGCUAACAUGUCAAAUUUGCAAUUACAGGAAAUUCACACCUCAUUGUUCCUCACUUGUACUGUUGUACACAUUAGAUGUAAAUAGAGAACCAAAGAAAAAAAAGAAGUGAAAAAAAGUUGUCAAACAUGAUUUUUGUUAAAAUAAAUGGAUCUAGUGUUU
This is a messenger RNA of Rubroshorea leprosula, 3313 nucleotides long. NCBI's taxonomy places the organism in Eukaryota, Viridiplantae, Streptophyta, Magnoliopsida, Malvales, Dipterocarpaceae. The record is from the annotation of a GenBank genome assembly.